[Candida] anglica is the source of this 696-nucleotide messenger RNA. NCBI's taxonomy places the organism in Eukaryota, Fungi, Ascomycota, Pichiomycetes, Serinales, Debaryomycetaceae. The record is from the annotation of a GenBank genome assembly.
AUGACAAAAUCGAUUAUUGUUGGAGUUCUUGCACUUCAAGGUGCAUUUGCUGAACAUAUUUCACAUUUUGAAAAAGCUAGUAAGAUACAUAAUACAAACUUUUCAUUUAUAGAAGUACGUACCGCGGAAGAAUUAGCAGUAUGUGAUGGAUUGGUGAUUCCAGGGGGUGAAAGUACAUCGAUCGCUCUUAUUGCUCAAAGAACUCAUCUAUUAGAACCGUUGAUGGAAUACGUUCGCUCGGAGAAACCAGUGUGGGGCACUUGUGCGGGUCUUAUAUUUCUCUCUAAACAAAUUUCAGAUGGAAGAAUUGGUCAACAAUUACUUGGUGGAAUGGAUAUUCUUGUUAGAAGGAAUGCAUUUGGUCGUCAACUUGCCUCUUUUGAAGCUCCACUUGAUUUUUCAAGUUUCGUACCUGGUGUAACAGAUUUCCCCACAGUAUUUAUUCGUGCACCUGUAGUUGAAAAAAUUUUAGAAAAUGAAAAUGAAAUUUUGGAGAAGUCUGAUCUGUCAAUCAUACAUUCUACUAAUACUUCAUAUUCUAACCCUGCUGAAGUGAAGAUAUUACAUCAAUUGGAUAAUGGUUUAAUAGUGGCAGUGAGACAAGGAUCCAAAUUGGGUACUUCAUUCCACCCUGAACUUUCUGAUGAUACCAGAUUCCAUGAAUGGUUUUUAAAUGAGUUUAUGACUGGAAAGUAG